GUAUUUCAUCAUAAACUACGAUACCCAGCUUUCUACAGACGAACCUGAAGUCCUCACUUUCCCAGCAUUCACUUGUACACGGUGUAAGAUGGCAGCAAACUCAAGCACUAACACACCUCUUUUUGACUGCCCGUCAUGGGCAGGGAAACCUCCCCCUGGACUCCAUCUAGAUGUGGUGAAGGGAGACAAGCUAGUAGAGAAGCUAAUCAUUGAUGAGAAGAAAUAUUAUCUGUUUGGGCGGAAUCCAGACGUGUGUGACUUCACCAUAGAUCACCAGUCGUGUUCUCGUGUCCACUCAGCCCUGGUCUACCACAGACACCUCAAGAGGGUUUUCCUGAUCGACCUCAACAGCACUCAUGGUACGUUUCUCGGUCAUAUCCGUCUGGAGCCCCACAAGCCCCAGCAGGUGCCCAUCGACUCCACUAUGUCGUUCGGGGCGUCCACACGGGUCUACACCCUGAGAGAGAAGCCCCAGCCCCAGACCAGCACCAUACCUGGGGGAGAGGUGAAGGCAGGGGAGGAUGAGGAGCUCAAAGGACUACUGGGUCUACCUGAGGAGGAGACCGAGCUGGAGAACCUGACAGAGUUCAACACGGCCCACAACAAGCGUAUCUCCACCCUGACCAUCGAGGAUGGAAACCUGGACAUCGUGAGGCCCAAGAGGAAGAGGAGGAGCAGCAGGGUCUCCUUCAGCGAGGAGGAGGAGGUCAUCAACCCAGAGGAUGUGGACCCGUCAGUAGGGCGCUUCAGGAACAUGGUACAGACUGCUGUUGUCCCUAUCAAGAAGAGGAAGAUGGAGGGUAACGCUACACUAGGUCUGGAGGACUCUGUGGCCAGACGCAUGCAGAACUUCCCCUUCAGUGGAGGGCUCUAUGGAGACCUCCCACCCACCAGUGGAGAGGCCGGCUCCCUCCCCACCGCGGCCCAGGCUGGAGCUACUAUCCUAGGAGGCCAGCCGCUGGUCUUCCCUAACCCUGCUCCAGAGGUGGACCUCUCCCCCACCUCAGCCUCAGCACAGCCCUCCGUCACCCUCAACCCUGCUGCUAAUCCUGCCCCUGGACCCUACACGACCGAGGUGCUCAACGAACCACGCAAGAAGAAAUACGCCAAGGAGGCGUGGCCAGGGAAGAAGCCCACGCCUUCUCUUCUGAUAUAGGUCGUAUUCAAAAUGGCACCCUAUUUCCCUUAGUGAACUACUGGCCAAAGUUAAUGCACUAUAUAAGGAAUAGUGUGCCAUUUCAAAUUUGCACAUAGCACCUCCCUGGACAAUGUAAUGGGAGGGGUUAGUAUUAGUUAGGAGAGUGGUCACAUCUCUGAACAACCAAUCAAAACUUCCUGUACUGUACAAGCUGUGACAAAGGGAUAUAUAAGCAACCCUGAUAUAGGGAGACGUUUGUAAAAAUAAUAUAUUAUUUUGGUUUGGAUGUUUUUUUGUUGUUGUUGGUCUGUCUGCUUCAAAUGUAUAUUAUUACAUGUUUUGUUUUUUAUUGCUCAUCUCACUUGUACUGACAAAGUAGUGUCUGUCUGAGCUCAGAUUAAAAUGCUAUUUAAACUAAUUUAACCUAUACACAUACGCAGACUUCUUGAAGCUUAUCAUAAGACUUACUGUAACAGAUUGGUGCAUAUGAACCAUUUGUUUUACAGUUUUAUUUAUUAUUCUAAACUAAAUGAAACACCGCUCUGUUAAAAAACAAUCUUAUAAAUGUGCUAUUCACUCUGACUUUGUGGAUAUUUGAAGUGCCGUUGGUUUCACUGAAAACCAUCUUACUGUCAAGACAGAGGGUAACGUUAACCAGACAGAGACUGCUAGACGUUUUAGUAAUCCACUCAGACAAGGCUAUGAACUGAGGGUCCAAAUUGGCUUUAAAGAAAUUAGGAAGAAACAAACCAGUUUGUGUGUGAGACAGUCGUUAUGUUUUUGCUAUUUUUAUACAAUUAUUUGACGGUUGGUUGAAAUGGAACCCAUUAUUGGCAGAUAUGUAUGAAAUUCAGUUAAGAAGAAUACAUUAAAAAAAUGUUUAAACAGUGACAUGAUGGUAAUUACAAUUAAUAUCUUUGUUUUGAUAUUUGUAUAAUAAACAGUAAUAAUCCAUA
This is a messenger RNA of Salmo salar (Atlantic salmon), 2094 nucleotides long. RefSeq names its product nuclear inhibitor of protein phosphatase 1-like. Gene Ontology annotation, molecular function: protein binding. NCBI's taxonomy places the organism in Eukaryota, Metazoa, Chordata, Actinopteri, Salmoniformes, Salmonidae. The record is from RefSeq and is a predicted model, not a curated record.